GCUAAGUUGGCUCGAGAGACACGCACUGAAUAUAUAUAAAGCGGUUCUAUGAGAGUUAGAGCUUCAACAGAGUUUGGUCUGUCGAUGUUCUGUUAACAGAUGUGUGGACAUGUUUCCCACUACUCAGAUGACAAGUGAUCAGGGUCCUCCGACACCCUCAGGAGUCAGCAGUGUUCCUCCUUUGGACCCGCAGUAUUUUUACACCCAAGGUCAAGGCCUUCAAAUAGCCCCGCAGCGUUGUUUCCCCACAACGGAGAAAGCCGGCCAAGGAGGAACAGAAACUUACCGUCAGUUCAUCCAGACUUCCGAGCACGAGAGUAUGGCCUUGCCUUACAAUGAAAACGAAAUGAACCAGAGUGUACAAGGAAAUCACAGGGCCCCAACCACUGGAUAUAACAUUAACCACACUAAGGUUAACGAGGGCCCUGGUAUGUGUGCUUAUAUCUUAACAGCCAUAUCAAUUCUGUUGAUCGUUGCAACCUUUCCUUUCUCAUUCAUUUUUUGUGUCAAGGUUGUUCAAGAAUACGAGAGGGCUGUGAUAUUUCGACUUGGCAGACUUGUUCGAGGUGGUGCGAAAGGUCCAGAUCAGCCAAGUCCUAGUGACCAAAGCCAAAACGAUUCUGUUUCAGGCAUAUUCUUCAUUAUCCCGUGCAUCGACACCUACUGCAAAGUGGACUUGAGGACAGUGUCCUUCGAUGUGCCGCCUCAAGAAAUACUGUCCAAAGAUUCCGUUACCGUGGCUGUCGACGCUGUCGUAUACUAUCGCAUCAGUAACGCUACCAUUGCUGUUUCCAACGUUGAGGAUUAUGGGCACUCAACCCGCCUCCUAGCGGCCACCACUCUGCGAAACGUGUUAGGAACUAAAAAUUUGUCUGAAAUUCUCUCAGAGAGGGAGAGCAUUAGCCAUGUGAUGCAGGCUAAUUUGGACGAAGCUACUGACCCCUGGGGAGUAAAGGUUGAACGAGUUGAAAUAAAAGAUGUUCGUUUGCCAGUGCAGUUGCAGAGAGCAAUGGCCACCGAAGCUGAAGCAGCUCGUGAGGCGCGUGCUAAGGUGAUCGCUGCAGAAGGUGAACAGCGAGCGUCUCGAGCGUUGAGGGAAGCAUCGGAAGUGAUCGCCGACUCUCCAUCUGCUCUCCAGCUCCGUUAUCUUCAGACACUUGGCUCCAUCGCUACUGAGAAGAAUUCCACCAUCGUUUUCCCCAUUCCUCUAGAACUUUUCCGGGGAUUUUUAAAGAGAAAUAUCUGAAGCACCAGCUCAGAACAGAAAAUAAUACUGUAGUAAACAGCUGAACGUACAUUUGAGCAACGUGUAUCUACUACUGGUUAUAAAUACAUUUUUGUAUAUCAUAAUAUAUCCGAAAUGCUGUUUGCCAAAGACCGUCAAAAUGUAUUGUCUUGCCAUCUAGUGACAAUUUGUUAAAGCUCAUUAACUACUUCUUCAGUACAUCACAGCAGUCACUGGUUUAAUGAAAUCCAACUGUAGGUUGAGCCAUAUUUAUAUUGUUCGUGAUAGAAUUUUAUUAUUGUCUUUCUUCAAACAUGUCUAUGAAAAUAGGAAGGGUUAUAUCCCUUCUUUCAUUGCGUCAUAUAAUUCUGUAUGAGUAAAAUCGCUAAAUAUUUAAAAAACUUUUUCGUGUGAAAUGUGCGUGAAUAGCUAAGACUUUCUGUUUUGAUAUUUUGUUGCCUAAUUCCAUCAAGUAUUGUAAUUGUCAUAAAAUAUCCUGAAUUUACACAAUAAAGCUGGCUUAAACAUAAUAAACACUUUUCAAUGGAACUGUACAUAAAAAUAGUCAAACGUUUACUUAUGUAUUACUUUGCUGAACAAUCAAAUAUAAAUGUAAAACACAAGAAGCGUGGGAAGAAAGUGGAUUCUUUUAUUUUUAAUGUUUACCAAACAAUUUACGUCGAUACAUUAGUACAAACUAAACUGCAGCAAAAACACAAUAGUGGCUAAUUAUAAACAAAUUGCUAUGCCCCCUCCCCGUUAUAGUUGACCUUUCCUCUAGCUAAUUGGAUAUACGACAAUUGUGAAGAUACCGAUAGCAUACUUAAUGUGAGCAAAUUCGAAAACGUUCUCACACAUUUACAUAAAACUACGCAUCUGACCACUAUAUAUUUAUCGUCAGACUACUUACCGUGCAUCUUAUUUCGGUUAACCCCCCUCCCCCCAUGAAGUAGUAUCAUCUGAGAAAUUCGGUCUGCAUCAGUCAAUCAUCUCUUAAGCAAAUAAAUCCGUUAAAGACUUGAUGAGUCACGUAAUUGUGCAUACUUGUUGAUUCCUAGUUUCUUCUACAGUUGGUGUACAUGUUUCAGAACAUACACUUGUAUACGUGUAUAAUUAUGUUUAACAUUUAUGAAUUCUGUCACUUGGUGUACAUGUUUCAGAACAUACACUUGUAUACGUGCAUAAUUAUGUAUAACAUUUAUGAAUUCUGUCACUUGGUGUAAAUAUUUCAGAACAUACACUUGUAUACGUGUAUAAUUAUGUUUAACAUUUAUGAAUUCUGUCACUUGGUGUACAUGUUUCAGAACAUACACUUGUAUACGUGUAUAAUUAUGUUUAACAUUUAUCCUUUAGUAAUUUAUACAGUAACGUCUAGCUGCUCUGUAAGAUGUUAUUGUAUUGUAUUGAAACCACAUACAGUUUUAUGUGGUUUGUGUGUUUGUUGUUAAGCAGAGAUAUGGAAUGGUUAAGAAUGACUGGAAAUCUAGAUUCGUCAAAAAAGUAUAGCAAAAAUUCAAAAUUGUAGCUAAAACUCAAAACCGUAAUUUGCGACAGAAAAAACUGUUUCUGCUUGACAUAUUGAGAACAGAAGCUCAAAACCGAUUUCUUUCUAAACUCUUUUAUCGAUUUUAGAAUUGCAUACGUCUUUGGUAAUCUAAUUAAUAUCAACCUUAUAUUAACUGGAAGAAAAAAAACCUUAUCAAGCCUUAUCUGUAUGAGCAUUUGGGUAGAUUUUUAAAUUAUAAUUGCGACUUUUUAAAUCUCUUUUUCUUAAUGUUGUUUAAAGGUUCUAACGUUGGAAUGUUUGAAAGUAUAUUUUGACAUUGUUGCCCAAAGUAUUCUAUUAUCAUUCACACCAAACUUCAAUCAACUUUCAUGGAUUAGCCAUAUCUCUUCUCUGAAUGAAAAAGUAGUAAUUGAAUCAUGUAGGCUUAGUAUAAAUACCAAUGUCUAUAUAGCAACAAGUCAUAACAUUUACCAGCUAUAGCCUGUUAAAAUAAGUUUGACUAAAAAUAAUAAUUUUAUUGGGAAACAAAAACAUACAUUUAGUUCAACACAC
Molecule: messenger RNA, 3284 nt
Organism: Limulus polyphemus (Atlantic horseshoe crab)
Lineage: Eukaryota; Metazoa; Arthropoda; Merostomata; Xiphosura; Limulidae
Product: band 7 protein AGAP004871-like
Exons: 9
Coding region: 110-1246 (378 amino acids)
Cellular component (GO): plasma membrane
Source: RefSeq, a predicted model, not a curated record